CAUAGUUUUUAUUUUGCCUAUAAAAAGAACACAAUAUCGAUUGCAAAUAAUCAAGCAAGCAAAACAGAACAAAAACAAAAACAAAAGAAAGAAACAAAGAAACCUAGUACUAGUAAAAAAAUGGGAGAUUCCAACCUUACAAACCAAUUUAGUGUUGCCUCUGGCAUAGAAACAGAAGACAGUGAUUGUCUUUCCGCAAUGGUACUUACGACCAAUCUUGUUUAUCCAGCUGUGUUGAAUGCUGCUAUUGAUCUCAAUCUAUUUGAGAUUAUUUCUAACGCAACACCCCCCGGCGCUUUCAUCUCCCCAUCACAGAUUGCUUCUCAAUUGCCAUCCUCAAACCAACAUUCGGACUUGUCUAACAGGCUCGACCGAAUGUUGCGUUUGCUCACUAGUUAUUCCCUUCUCACUUCUUCUACUCGGACUGCCGAGGACGGCAGUAUCGAGAGAGUUUACGGACUCACGUCGGUCGGUAAAUACCUUGUCCCCGACGAAAGUAGAGGCUACCUGGCUUCAUUCACUACAUUUCUAUGUUAUCCGGCAUUGUUACAAGUUUGGAUGAAUUUUAAGGAAGCAGUGGUUGAUGAGGACAUUGAUUUGUUCAAGAAAAUUCAUGGAGUGACAAAGUAUGAAUAUAUGGGAGAAGAUAAGAAAAUGAACAAAGUGUUUAACAAGUCAAUGGUUGACGUUUGUGCAACAGAGAUGAAAAGAAUGCUUGAAAUAUACAGUGGAUUGGAGGGAAUAUCAACACUGGUUGAUGUUGGAGGUGGAAGUGGACAAAAUCUGAAAAUGAUAAUAUCCAAAUAUCCAUCCAUAAGGGGAAUCAACUUUGAUCUUCCACAGGUUAUUGAAAAUGCAGCACCAAUUCCAGGUAUCGAACAUGUUGGAGGAGACAUGUUUGAAAGUGUUCCAGAGGGUGAUGCCAUCAUACUAAAGGCAGUGUGUCAUAAUUGGUCAGAUGAAAAAUGCAUACAAUUUUUAAGCAAAUGUCAGAAAGCAUUGUCAGCAAAUGGAAAAGUGAUUGUUGUGGAAUUCAUAUUGCCAGAAGAACCAACCUCAACUCAAGAAUCAAAACUUGUUUCGACUAUUGACAAUCUCAUGUUUAUCACUGUUGGUGGAAGGGAAAGAACUGAGAAACAGUAUCACAAAUUGGGAAAACUCUCUGGAUUUUCCAAAGUCCAAGUUGCAUGCCGUGCUUUCUCUUGCUUAGGAGUCAUUGAGUUUUAUAAAUAAACAUCACUUUGAAUUUUAAGAUCUAUGUGUUAAGAGGAAAGGGGGAAUAAAGGCCUCUUUGUGAGGUCAAUUGUGUUGCAAUAUACUUUCUUAUUAUAAUUUAUGCUUUCAUGUAAUGUAAUGUUUAUGCGGUUUAAGAUGUUUUUUUUUCUGUAAAAGUUUGAGUUUAAUUGUGAUUUUGAGGAAGAAUUUCUUCUUUAUAUAUAAUAAAAUUGCAUGUUGUAA
Molecule: messenger RNA, 1458 nt
Organism: Lathyrus oleraceus (garden pea)
Lineage: Eukaryota; Viridiplantae; Streptophyta; Magnoliopsida; Fabales; Fabaceae
Product: isoliquiritigenin 2'-O-methyltransferase
Exons: 2
Coding region: 121-1233 (370 amino acids)
Molecular function (GO): O-methyltransferase activity; protein dimerization activity
Source: RefSeq, a predicted model, not a curated record